CGCCAUCGCGCUACAGUGACUGACAGUUGAAUUUUCGUUCGAAAAUCAAACAAAAAUAUUCACAACGGUUGCUCUUGCAACGUGUUCGUUUUUUGAGUUUUAUUUUUUUGUUAUUUUAGCAACAACCUCAGGUUGUUGCUUGAAAGUGGAAAGAAAGCUUUGAGAAUUACGCUAUUAAAGGGAGCACCGGGCGAGUCCGGCGCGUCUACCAGUGCCGGGCGUAAGCGGCUAAGCAGGCCGCAGGAGGCCGCGCGCCCGCGCCCCGCGCCGCGCUGCUGGCGCCGUGCCCUCAACGUCGACCCGCCCUGGCUGCGAGCCCGGGACCGCUGACGCCACCUACACAUUACCUGACACUUGUGGACUAGCGCUAGUGGGCCUCCACAACCCGGCUCGAACACCUGACACCGACCCCUCCGGCCCGGAAAGGCAACCAAAGCAUAGCCGACCCCACGCUCCGGCACUGCCGGGGCUAAGUCGGCUCCAAAGUCAACCUUAAAGUUAACCUCAUACGGCUCAAAAUCCCAGCCAAAAUGAAGGUCGUGGAAGAAGAACAGCUUAUUACUGUGAUGGACGGGCCUUGGUCCCCGACCGACCUGAUCCGUGAGAUCGUGGAGUCUGGCACCCAGGAGGAUCCUUUCUACGUGAUGGAUCUUGGCGAGGUGGUGGCCAGAUACCACCGCUGGAAGGAACUAAUGCCGCGCGUUGAGCCGUUCUAUGCGGUGAAAUGCAACGACGACAAACUCCUAGUGAGCACGUUGGCGGCUCUCGGCACUGGAUUCGACUGCGCGUCCAAAGCCGAGAUUGAACUUGUCACCUCCAUUGGAGUAGCACCUGAGCGCAUUAUAUUCGCGAACCCGGCCAAAAUGGCGUCUCAUAUCCGUUACGCGUCGGCUGUUGGCGUCGACGUGAUGACUUUUGAUUCUGAGACCGAACUAAUGAAGAUCAAGCAAUACAUGCCGCACGCACAGCUCGUGAUUCGUAUCCGCUGCGACGCUGCGUCGGCUCAAUGUCCGCUGGGCAUCAAGUUUGGCUGUGACCCAGUGACUGAAGCCCCGCGACUCCUCAAACUGGCCGCAGUCUUCGGACUAGACGUGAUCGGCGUGUCAUUCCACGUGGGUAGCGGUGCUUCGGAGACAGAUGUGUACGCGCGAGCCAUCGCACUGUCCCGGGCUCUGUUCCUGGUCGGGCACAAUGUCGGACACAAGGCUAUGCGCCUACUCGACAUCGGAGGAGGUUUCCCCGGUGGGACCGACUCCUCUAUCCAGGAGGUGGCUGAAGUGAUAAACGGCGCUUUGGAGGAGCACUUCCCGGAGCGCUCGGUGCGGGUCGUGGCGGAGCCGGGCCGGUACUUCGCCGCCGCCGCCUACACGCUCGCCGCCAUGGUGCAUGCCAAGCGAGAGGUGGCCGCCAAGGACAGCGCGGAGUCGGAGACCCACACGAUGUACUUCAUCAACGACGGAGUGUACGGCUCCUUCAACUGCGUACUGUACGACCACCAACAUGUCGUUGCUGAGCCACUCAAUGACAACGGGUCGGCCCCGGCCCCGUGCUCGGUGUGGGGCCCGACGUGUGACGGGCUGGACUGCGUGCUCCCCGCCACGCGCCUGCCUCGCCUCGCCAUCGGAGACUGGCUCAUAUUCCGCGACAUGGGCGCCUACACUCUGCCCGUCGCCUCUCCCUUCAACGGGUUCCCCGUACCCACCGUACGCCCCGUCGUCGAUGCUAGACUUGCGUGCAUUCUGAAGGAGUUGCGUCCGCUGAGCGCGUCCCAGUUCGCGGCGGGUCGCGCGGUGGAGUUCCCGCCGGCGCCGCCCCGGCCGGGGUCGGGCCGGCCGCCCAGCCGCGCCGCGUCCCCGUGCCGCGCCGUCUUCGUCGAGUGCGCACUCAAGUGACGCUCGGACCCUCGCACGAACCUCCCACACACACACGCGCCCCACACUCUAUCCCGAAACAGAUAGCAAAUAUUAUACGCAACUAAACAUCGAUUCUUUCUUUUCUUGUUAAUAGUUAUAACAGAAGACAAUUAUGUAGUUUCUACAUAAGCAAGACGUACACGGCCUCAUUACAAUUACAAUAUGAAACAAGGCAAGCCACAGGCUCUUAUACAGCGGCGGCGCCAGUAUUCUCCAAAGCAAUAACUGUUCUAUGUAUUUGUGCUAAAGUAUAUACUUCUUUGAAUACUUCUUGUCUGCCAGCAUCGCUCGAUAAGAACCUCUGGUUUGUCUUAUCCCAACUUAUACAGUUUGUGUGUGUGUAUUAGUGUUGAAAUCGUAAAAUGUAGAAAAUUUUUGCAUUUCAGUAUCUAUUUAACCAUUCGUUAAAUUCAAAAACUCUGGGGUCAUUUAAAAUUUUGAUUUGUAUAAAUUGUAACGUUUUUUUCAUUUAUUGUGAUCGUUAUGAAUUUAAAUUUAUAUUUGUAUUUAUAUAAUGUCUAAAAUAUUGUGGUGUCGCUUUCGAGGCGAAUUUCGUUGUUAAUGUUUAAAAAAUAAAUAUUGUUUUCGCUUACUUGCUACUAUUCUAAUAUUUUAUAGAAUUGCGUAUUUUUUUUUUAUUAUGUAAAUAAAUUGACGGUGUUUUGCAUAUUUUGUAGUCGUAUAGUUAUUCGAAAUGUAUUUCGCUGUACUAGUUACCGACAUGUGUAAUUGUGAUCAUUGAUUUCACCUAAUAGAAUGGGUUUCGCAAACAUAUUUGUGGCAAUUUGCUUUUUAAAUAAAAUUUUGUGG
This is a messenger RNA of Spodoptera exigua (beet armyworm), 2723 nucleotides long. The record is from the annotation of a GenBank genome assembly. Lineage: Eukaryota; Metazoa; Arthropoda; Insecta; Lepidoptera; Noctuidae.